AUGUCUGACGACGAUGACUUCGACUUCUCCGAUGGCUAUUCGCCCAAGAAGGCACCCGCCAAGCAGUCUCGCAAAGUAAUCGCUGCUGACACCGAUGGUACCGACGAAUCUUUCGAAGAGGUGCAGCCCAAGUCCUACGACGGCAAGACGAUCGAACAAAUCUACCAGAAGAAGACGCCCUUGGAGCACGUUCUUCUCAGGCCAGACACGUACGUCGGUUCGAUCGAGUCGCGAGAAGAGAAGAUGUGGGUCUAUGACGAGGUGGUAGGGAUGAACUACCGCGAGAUCUCGUAUGUCCCUGGCCUCUACAAGAUCUUCGACGAAAUCUUGGUCAACGCUGCCGACAACUUCCAGCGGGACAAGACCAUGGACAAGAUCCAGGUCACCAUCAACGCCGACACCAACACCAUUAGCGUUUGGAACAACGGACAAGGCAUUCCGGUCGAGUUGCAUGCAGAAGAGAAGAUGCACGUCCCCGAGCUCAUCUUCGGCCACCUCCUCACUUCCUCGAACUACGACGACGACAUGAACAAGGUCACGGGAGGUCGCAACGGCUACGGCGCCAAGCUGGCCAACAUCUUCUCGAAGCACUUCAGCGUCGAAUGUCUCGAUAGCAAGCGCAAGAGGAAGUUCUUCAUGGAGUGGGAGCACAACAUGACGAAGCGCCACGAGCCGGUGAUCAAGUCGACCGCGACGAAGAACGACUACACGCAAGUGAGCUUCACACCCGACCUCAAGCGGUUCAACAUGAAGUCGUUCGACAAGGACAUCAUCGCCCUCUUCACCAAGCGCGUGUACGACAUCGCCGGCUGCAAUCCGAAGCUGAAGGUCUACCUCAACGAGCAGCUCAUCAAGAUCAGCAGCUUCGAGAAGUACGUCGAGCUCUACUUCGAGAAGAAGGACGUGCCCCACGUCUUCCAGCAGAUCAACGAUCGGUGGUCCGUCUGCGUCGCGCUGAGCAGCUCCGGCCAGUUCCAGCAAGUGAGCUUCGUCAACAGCAUCUGCACGACCAAGGGCGGGACGCACGUCAAGUACGUGACGGAUAAGCUGACUAAGGAGCUCACGCCGAUCAUCAACAAGAAGAACAAGGGCGGUGCCGAGAUCAAGGGCCACCAGAUCAAGAACUACAUCUGGGUCUUCGUCAACUCGCUCAUCGUCAACCCGGCUUUCGAUUCGCAGACCAAGGAGACGCUCACAAGCCAGGCCUCCAAGUUCGGCUCCAAGUGCGAAAUCCCAACCGACUUCGUAAACAAGGUUGUCAAGAAAUGCGCUAUCGUCGAGAACGUUGUCCAGUUCGCGCAGUUCAAGCAGAAGCAGCAGCUCGGCCGCAAGGGUGGCUCGAAGAAGACCCGAGUGAGCGGCAUCGUCAAGCUGGACGACGCCAACGAAGCCGGCGGCAAGAACGCCGACAAGUGCACGCUCAUCCUCACGGAGGGAGAUUCUGCCAAGACGCUGGCGGUGAGCGGUCUUUCGGUCGUCGGAAGGGAUCGCUACGGCGUCUUCCCGCUCAAGGGAAAGCCCCUCAACGUUCGAGAGGCUACGCACAAGCAGAUCAUGGACAACGUCGAGUUCGGUCACAUCAUGGAGAUUCUCGGUCUCAAGCCCAACAUCAAGUACGAAUCGACCAAGGGCUUGCGCUACGGGCGCUUGAUGAUUAUGACGGAUCAGGACCACGAUGGUUCUCACAUCAAGGGUCUCGUGAUCAACUUCGUCCACCACUUCUGGCCCGAUCUGCUGAAGACUCCUGGAUUCCUCACUGAGUUCAUUACCCCGAUCGUCAAGGCCACGAAGAAGAAGGAGACCAUUUCGUUCUACACGAUGACAGAGUACGAGACCUGGAAGGAGGAAAACAAUAACGGACAGGGCUGGAAGAUCAAGUACUACAAGGGUCUCGGUACCUCCUCCGCGCAGGAGGCCAAGGAGUACUUCUCCGAGCUCCAGCGCCACAAGAUCGACUUCGCGUGGGGAGGCGACGAAGACGGCGACGCGAUAGACAUGGCCUUCAGCAAGAAGCGGGUUGAAGACAGAAAGACCUGGAUCUCCAAGUUCGAGCCCGGCACGUUCCUGGACCAAGACGUGGACGAGCUGCCGUACAGCGACUUCAUUCACAAGGAGCUGAUCCACUUCUCGAUCGCCGAUUGUGCCCGUUCCAUCCCUUCUCUGGUCGACGGACUCAAGCCCGGUCAGCGCAAGAUCCUCUACACCUGCCUGAGCAAGAACAUCAAGGAAGAGAUCAGGGUCGCGCAGCUGAGCGGUUCCGUCUCCCUGCACUCGGCCUACCACCACGGUGAGGAGUCUUUGAACAAGGCGAUCGUAGCGAUGGCCCACAACUUCGUGGGGUCGAACAACAUCAACCUCCUCUUCCCCGCUGGAAGUUUCGGUUCUCGGCUCCACGGCGGUAAGGACGCGGCCAGUGCUAGGUAUCUCCACACGCGGCUCUGUGAGAUCACUCGAACAAUCUUCCAUCCCGACGACGACAAGCUCCUCAACUACCUCGAGGACGACGGUCUGCCGGUGGAACCCGAGUUCUACGUGCCCAUCAUCCCGCUCUCCCUGGUGAAUGGUGGCGAAGGCAUCGGUACCGGCUGGAGCACGUUCGUGCCCAACUACAACCCGAGAGACAUCGUCGACAACAUCAAGCGCAUGCUCAGAAACGAAACGCCCAAGGAGAUGAUCCCCUGGUAUCGCGCAUUCGAGGGCCAGCUUGUGGAAGACAAGGACGGCAAGACUCCUCGGUAUCGAAUUCUCGGUAUCUGGAACAAGCCUGACCCGCACACGCUCGAGAUUACCGAGCUGCCCAUCGGCGUUUGGACCCAGGGCUUCAAGAAGUUCCUGGAGACCCUGCUCCAGCCCGAGAAGAAGAGGCAGUAUGCGCUCGUCAAGGACUACACGGAGCACCACACGGACUCGAAGGUCCAUUUCGUGAUCACCCUCACCGACGAGGCAUCCGUGUUCGACGAGUCCGAGAUUGAGAAGCAGUUCAAGCUCUCCAAGUACAUCAGCAUGAACAACAUGCACCUGUUCGAUCGGAACGGACACAUCGCCCGGUACGGCUCGUGCAUGUCGGUCCUUCAGGAGUUCUACGACGUCCGCCUCGAGUUCUAUGAUAAGAGAAAGGCCCACCUCAUCGGCACGCUGAACAAGCAGCUGUCAAAGCUCGACAACCAAGUCCGUUUCAUUCUCGGCGUUAUCAAGAAGGAGAUCGUGGUCAACAAUCGCAAGAAGGUCGAGCUCCUCAAGCAGCUGGAGGACAUGGGCUUCGAUAAGUUCGAGAAUGACGCCAAGGAGAAGAAGAAAAAGGCGACCAGCGGCAAGGCCAAGAAGGGCGAUGCCGAAGACGACGAUGACGAGGAAGGCGAUUCGAAAUCUGUCAAGAAGGCUGAGACGGGCUACAACUACUUGCUGGGCAUGCCCAUCUGGAACUUGACGAUGGAGAGGGUGCAAAAGCUGCAGCAGCAGAGAGACGAAAAGCAGGAGGAGCUCGACACCCUCAAGGCCACGCCGAUCAAGGACUUGUGGGAAAGGGAUCUGGACGCCUUCCUCGAGGCCUUCGAGGCCCACGAGCAGGAGAUCCGCGACAUCGAGUCGCAGGUCCUCCAGACCAAGAAGGCCGGACGCGGUCGCAGGAGGGCCCCGCCAAAGAGGAAGCCCCCGCCCAAGAAGAGCAAGGACGACUCCGACGACGACGAUUUCGGCGCAGCGCCUGUAAAGAGAGCCCCGGCAGUACGAGUUCGGCCUGCGGCAGCGGCAGCCAAGAAGCAGAAGGUUGAGAAUGAGGACGAAGAUGACGCUCCGCCUCCCGCCAAGCGUGCACCAGCCCCCAGAAAGGCAGCGACCUCGGCCGCUGCCAAGAAGAAGGAGGACGCCGCGCAGAAGAAGCUGGACGACCUGUUCAAGAAGCCCGCCGGCAAGACGGCUGCGGCAUCGAAGGAGAAGGAGAAGGAGGACUACGACUCGGGCGACGAGGUGGUGGCGCAGACCGCCAAGAUGGGGAAGAAGGCCAGCGUGAUCAGCAUCGUUGACGAGGACGACUCCGACGUCGACACGGACAAGGGCAAGGAGGCGCCCAAGCCACCGAAGGAGGAGAGCGAAGUGGAGGACUCCCCGGUCGUCGUGCGGAAGAGGACGACCAAGGCCACGACCACCGCCACCGCCACCGCCAAGAAGACCAAGGCCCUCGUCGAACUUAGCAGCAGCGAUGAAGAUGAGGAGGAAGAGGAGAAGGUGGUCAAGAAGCCGGCGGCGAGAGGAAAGGCGGUUGCCGCCAAGCCUACGGCGGCGCCCAAGGGCAGAGCGGCGGCGCCCAAGAAGAAGAUCCAGUCCGACAGCGACGACGAGGAAAGCGAAGAGGAGGCGCCGAAGAAGGCCGCCGCUGCCAAGAAGGUGGUGGCAACGAAGAAGACCGCGGCGCCGGCGCCGAAGAAGCCGACAACCACUGCUGCGAGGAAGCCUGCCGCGAAGAAGGCGAAGGACGAAAGCGAGGAGGAGGAAGACCUGAGCGAGGAGGAGAGCGAGGACGAAAAGCCUGCGAGCAAGCCACCCCCGAGGAGAGCGGCCGCGCCCGUCCGCAGGACAAAGGCCAAGGCCCUCACCAAGAAGUUGAAGGACGACUCUGACGACGACGACGAUGAAGACGAAGAGGAGUCCUACAUGGACGAAGACGACAACUACUCGGACUGA
This is a messenger RNA of Acanthamoeba castellanii str. Neff, 4680 nucleotides long. Its product is annotated as DNA gyrase/topoisomerase IV, A subunit. Gene Ontology annotation, biological process: DNA topological change; resolution of meiotic recombination intermediates; sister chromatid segregation. Gene Ontology annotation, cellular component: nucleus. Gene Ontology annotation, molecular function: ATP binding; DNA binding; DNA topoisomerase type II (double strand cut, ATP-hydrolyzing) activity. Bases 1 to 4680 code for a protein of 1559 amino acids. The transcript is spliced from 13 exons. Lineage: Eukaryota; Discosea; Longamoebia; Acanthamoebidae. The record is from RefSeq and is a predicted model, not a curated record.